Molecule: messenger RNA, 1020 nt
Organism: Sclerotinia borealis F-4128
Lineage: Eukaryota; Fungi; Ascomycota; Leotiomycetes; Helotiales; Sclerotiniaceae
Source: the annotation of a GenBank genome assembly
AUGUUAGGAAAAAUCACCAUCGAAGACCAUUUCAACCUCCCCGAGUUCGCCGAAAAGGCCAAAUGGUGGGCCGGACUCUUCGCCAUCGACGCCGAUAAACACGUCCGAGAAAUCAGCGACGUGAAGAACAUCCGCCUCGAAUACGCCGAUAAACAUGGCGUGGGUUUCCAUAUCUUAAGUUACACUGCCCCGGGAAUCCAAGAUAUUGUUGAUCCGGUCGAAGCUCUUCGAGUCGCGGCACUCACCAACGAUUAUAUUCACGAGCAGAUCAAAGAUUAUCCCGACCGAUAUGGAUCCUUUGCCGCACUACCCAUGCAUGAUCCCGCUGUUGCGGCGAAGGAAUUGAGGAGAUGUGUAACCGAGUAUGGAUUUAAGGGGGCUUUAGUGAAUGAUAAUCAAAUCGCUAGUGAUGGGGAAUCGAUCAUUUUCUACGAUCAACCGGAAUGGGAUGUUUUCUGGCAAGAGUGUGUAGAUUUAGAUGUUCCUUUUUAUCUGCACCCCAAACAGCCUACGGGUAAGGUGUAUGAUACUUUAUGGGCGGAUCGCAAGUGGUUGGUUGGGCCGCCGCUGAGUUUUGCGAAUAAUGUUUCGCUGCAUUUGAUGGGGAUGGUGGUGAAUGGGGUUUUUGAUCGGAAUCCCAAAUUGAAAGUUAUCGUGGGACAUCUGGGAGAACAUAUUCCAUUUGAUUUGUGGCGGAUCAAUCAUUGGUUUGAGGAUGUUAAGAAACCCUUGGGAAUGCCGAUUAAGAAGACUAUUUACGAUUAUUUCCGGGAGAAUAUUUGGAUUACUACUAGUGGACACUUUUCGACGUCGACGUUGAAAUAUUGUAUCGAGGAGUUGGGGUCGGAUCAUAUUAUGUUUUCGACGGAUUACCCGUUUGAGUGUUAUGAGGAUGCGUGUUCGUGGUUUGAUGGGUUGGAUUUGAGUCCGAAGGUCAAGAUGGAUAUUGGGAGAGAUAAUGCAAAAGAGUUGUUCAAGCUGGAUGGAUUCAAGGAUCAAAAUGAGGAAAUAAAGAGUUAG